AUGUCGAUUCCUAUCAACGAGCAGUACGGUCAUAUCGAGCUCAGCCAAGCUCAAUUCCCGUCCAGGGAUCGCCUCGUUAGGAAUAUGGCACAGUGGAGCGAAGCGCUCCAUGGCAGUGGCCGCUGUAUGUAUCAGAUUCCCCUUACGACCAAUCGCUUGCUCGAGGUAAUGAUGGUCCAUGUACGCCAUGUUGAGUUCAAAUUACGACGCAUCGCAGAUUCUACCUACUGGUGGCAAUCCUCAGAAACGGAGACCCACCGGAUCGGCGAUGUUCUUGACAUGUUACUAAACGAGCUUGACGACCAGCUCGUCGGACUACUUGCUGGAAUUGGCAACUGUGCAGGCGUUCUCGAACAAGCUUCGCAGGCGAGUUUGGAGACAGAGGUCGACGCCAAGAAAGGUCGUCACGAAGUCGACGAGCUACUACAGCGGAAACACGAGGUUUUCAGGAGUCAUGAACCCGAUCCAGCUCUUUUCCAUCACACUGAGACGACACCCAGAAGGCCCAAAAGAACACUCUCCUUCGGUCGUUUGUUGAAUUAUCGAGCUGGCUUGGAACAGCUGCUGGAACAGUUGCAGGGAGUCCUGAGGCGGCUGAGUCGCUCGAGUGGCAGAAUAGAACUUGCUCGCACUUCCGAGAAGGAUCGAUCUGUACUGCAACUCAAGAAGGGUAACUUCGACGCACCACCGGUGUUGUAA
Messenger RNA from Exophiala oligosperma, 699 nucleotides. RefSeq lists its product as uncharacterized. NCBI's taxonomy places the organism in Eukaryota, Fungi, Ascomycota, Eurotiomycetes, Chaetothyriales, Herpotrichiellaceae. The transcript is spliced from 2 exons. The record is from RefSeq and is a predicted model, not a curated record. Bases 1 to 699 code for a protein of 232 amino acids.